AUGGAAAAGGAAUCCCAGGAGAUGUCCUUAGACGGAGACCUCCAUUUGGAGUGCAACCCCCAGGGGGGUUUCAAAGAAAAUAAAAGUUGUGACGUCGCAGAAGAAGGAUGCCAUGUGAUAAAAGAAAUCAAUGCAACUAAUUUGGGUCACCGUGAGGAGGAAGUGGGUGGGCAGGAAAAGAGCAGCAGCACUAACCACACAUGUGAGCAACCCCAAUGGAAUUGCACCAAUCGGAUGAGACAGACACGACGUAAUUGUAACGGUCCAUUUGAACAUGAGGAGAAUUGCCUCCAUUUAAAAGCCUUGGAAAUUUUCCAUCACCUAGGGGAAGAGGGAACGAACCAAGGAGGAGAUGACCACAGUAGUACCAGCUGCAAUGACACGGAUUACACCAACUUUGAAGAUUCAGAUGCAGAGGUGGACAGCUGUGGGGAUGAUGAGGAAGACGUUGCCCAAGAGGUGAACUUCGGCACCACGUUGGAAAAUAUUUCUCUCAUGAAUAAGCAAGCCAUGCAUAAGGCGGUUCUCCAUUAA
This is a messenger RNA of Plasmodium fragile, 534 nucleotides long. RefSeq lists its product as uncharacterized. The transcript has 2 exons. The coding region runs from base 1 to 534 and encodes 177 amino acids. Lineage: Eukaryota; Apicomplexa; Aconoidasida; Haemosporida; Plasmodiidae. The record is from RefSeq and is a predicted model, not a curated record.